AUGAAUCCCUCUCAGGCUGGUACAUCCAAUUCCACCCUUCCUCCUGCUGGUUCUGUGGGGUUACAUAUGAGGUCUACCUCACGAGUUGCAAAUGACAACAUAGCAAACGUACUUGCCAUGGCCGAAACCGUACGGGAGGUGCUUCCCCACAUCCCAGGUGAAUUAAUUUUCCAGGAUUUGCAGCGUACAAAUUCUGUUACUGUUACCGUGAAUAAUCUGCUCCCAAGACCAGGCUUCCCACUCUAUGAAGCCCGUGCUGCAUUUAGCCAUCUUGAAGUCCGCCACUAUGAUCUUCUUCCAAAGAAAGGUUGGGAGGUAGAUCUUGAUGCAGUUGAAGCUCUAGCAAAUGAAAAUACUGUCGCUAUGGCUAUUAUUAAUCCUGGCAAUCCUUGUGGGAAUGUCUUUACAUAUCAACAUUUAAAGAAAGUUGCUGAGACUGCAAGAAAGCUUGGAAGAUGGUUCUCUUCCAAUCCCAUAUGA
This is a messenger RNA of Camellia sinensis, 480 nucleotides long. Lineage: Eukaryota; Viridiplantae; Streptophyta; Magnoliopsida; Ericales; Theaceae. The record is from RefSeq and is a predicted model, not a curated record.